Strongyloides ratti is the source of this 1329-nucleotide messenger RNA. Its product is annotated as Glycosyl transferase, family 14-containing protein. Lineage: Eukaryota; Metazoa; Nematoda; Chromadorea; Rhabditida; Strongyloididae. Gene Ontology annotation, cellular component: membrane. Bases 1 to 1329 code for a protein of 442 amino acids. Gene Ontology annotation, molecular function: glycosyltransferase activity. The record is from RefSeq and is a predicted model, not a curated record. The transcript has 4 exons.
AUGAAUAAUUCUAAAUCAAUUUUAGAAAAAUUUGAUGAUAUUUUAUAUGUAAAAACGUGUAAACAAUAUGAAGAUAUUGAAAAAAGAAUGUCCAGAAAAUAUGUAGAAGAUAUAAAAGAAAUUAGAAAUGUAAUAGAAAAACCAUUUGAUAUUAAUUUAGAUUGUAAAAAAUUAAUAAAUGGAGAUAUGGAUUAUAUUAAUAAGGUUAAGAAUAAUCGUAUAAUUUAUGAAAAUAAAAAUUUAUCUAUGGAUUGUUCUUCUAUUUAUAGUAGAGGAUUUAAUAUAAAUGAAAGUUUAAGUGAAAUUGAAAAAAAAUAUUCAUUAGCAUUUGCUUUUAAUAUAUAUAAAAAUUAUGAGGUAAUUGAAUUAAAACUAUUAUCAAUUUAUUCACCUAAUAAUCAUUAUUGUUAUAUGAUUGAUUUAAAAAAUCCAAAAUUAUAUGAUGAAAUGAUUCAACUAGAGAAAUGUCUUCCAAAUGUUUAUGUUCCCAGAGUUCAAUAUGAUAUGAAAUCUAAUGGAGAAAAUGGAAGUUUAUCACAUUAUGAAUGUAUGAAAAGAUUAGUUAAAACUAAAUUUGAUUAUAUUUUUUUAUUACAAAAUGAUGAGAUGCCUACAAAAACAAAUAGAGAAUUAAUUGAAAUUUUAGAAACCAUGAAUUUUGUCAUGCAAAUAGAAUUAGAUAAUAAUCAAAAAAUAAUUAAUGAGAGACAUAAUAAGACAAUAUCAUGGACUUUUAGAAAUCUUAUGAUAUUUUUAAAAGAUGAUAUGAGAAGAAACAUUUCGUUUAUAAUGGAUAAAAAUAUUGAAUUUGCCAAAGGUUUAGUUUCAACUGGUUUACCAAAAGAAGCUGUAGAAUAUCUGGUAAAUAAAUUAAAUAUAACAACAUUUUUAAAUCAAUUAAAUACAAAUUUAUAUGGUAAUGAUGAAUUAACAUGGCAAACAUUACUAACAAAUGAAAUUUUAAAUAUUCCUGGUUACAUUCCAUUAAAAUAUGCUUCCAAAUAUUUUCCUUCAAAUAAAUAUUUAACAAGAGAAGUAAUUUGGUAUCCUAGUUUAUGUAAAUCAAAUGACUAUUAUCAUUAUAUCUGUACAAGAGGUGUUGAAUCACUUAAAGAUAUUAUUAAUAGUAAAUCAUUUUUUAUAUAUCGAUUCAGAGAAGAAUUUGAUUAUGGUGCUAUACAAUGUCUUGGUGAAUAUCUUUAUAAUAAGACACAUUUUAGUGAAUAUAUAAGACCUGAUUUGUGGUAUUAUUAUAAUCUUCCACAAAGUAUUUAUAAAAGAUUAAGUUAUAUAGAUGAUAUGGAUUUUAUUAAAAAUUAUAACAUUUAG